Siniperca chuatsi (mandarin fish) is the source of this 1068-nucleotide messenger RNA. RefSeq names its product myogenic factor 6 (gene myf6). Gene Ontology annotation, molecular function: DNA-binding transcription factor activity, RNA polymerase II-specific; RNA polymerase II cis-regulatory region sequence-specific DNA binding; protein dimerization activity. Bases 66 to 791 code for a protein of 241 amino acids. Lineage: Eukaryota; Metazoa; Chordata; Actinopteri; Centrarchiformes; Sinipercidae. The record is from RefSeq and is a predicted model, not a curated record. The transcript has 3 exons. Gene Ontology annotation, biological process: muscle organ development; regulation of transcription by RNA polymerase II; positive regulation of myoblast differentiation.
UGUCUCUGCUGCUCUGUUUAAAUGCCAGAGUCCCACUGUCAAAACAGAGAGAGGGGCGCAACAAUAUGAUGGACCUUUUUGAGACCAACCCUUAUCUUUUCAAUGAUUUGCGCUAUUUGGAAGAAGGGGAACAUGGACCACUACAGCACUUGGACAUGGCGGGGGUGUCUCCCCUGUACAACGGCAAUGACAGCUCGCUGUCCCCGGGCCAGGAUAAUGUUCCGUCCGAGACCGGGGGGGAGAGCAGCGGGGAGGAGCACGUCCUUGCGCCUCCGGGUCUCCGGGCGCACUGCGACGGCCAGUGCCUCAUGUGGGCCUGCAAGAUCUGCAAGAGAAAGUCAGCGCCCACAGACAGACGCAAGGCCGCCACGCUCAGGGAGAGGAGGAGGCUCAAGAAGAUCAACGAGGCCUUCGACGCGCUGAAGAGGAAGACCGUGGCCAACCCCAACCAGAGGCUACCCAAGGUGGAGAUUUUACGCAGCGCUAUCAGCUACAUUGAGAGGUUACAGGACCUACUGCAGACGCUGGAUGAACAGGAGAAAACGCAAAAGGGAUCAUCCCACAACUUUAACGUUAAAGAACACAGUGUGGCCAGUCAUGACUACCACUGGAAAAAGUCCUCAGAGACCUGGCCGACCUCUGCUGACCAUUCCACCGCAGCAAUGAUAAAUCACAGAGAAGAAACCAGUGAGUCUUCUGCGUCCUCCAGCCUCCUGCGUCUGUCAUCCAUCGUGAACAGCAUCACCAACGAUGACAAAAUCAACUUCAACGAGGAUGUCUCAGAAAACUGAAACAUUAGUGAAAACCUUGACUAGACAACAAUUUUAAAAUUUAAAAUUUCCAAUGUUUAUCUCUAAAUUAUUUCCACUAUAUUCAGCCAUUCUGGCUUCUGUUUGUCAUAUAGUCUUUCAUUUGUACAGCAGGAGCAACAAAUUUGUACAUAUUUUAUAAUAAUGUGAUGUUUAGAUUUAUUUAUUUUAUAUCCAGAAGAUGAACUCUAAGAAAGCUGUUAUUGUAUUUAAAUAUUUAUACAUAACUGACCAAGAAAAUAAAUUGCUGCUUUUGCAA